Ricinus communis (castor bean) is the source of this 2096-nucleotide messenger RNA. Its product is annotated as cytokinin dehydrogenase 3. Gene Ontology annotation, molecular function: FAD binding; cytokinin dehydrogenase activity. The transcript has 5 exons. NCBI's taxonomy places the organism in Eukaryota, Viridiplantae, Streptophyta, Magnoliopsida, Malpighiales, Euphorbiaceae. Gene Ontology annotation, biological process: cytokinin metabolic process. The coding region runs from base 72 to 1847 and encodes 591 amino acids. The record is from RefSeq and is a predicted model, not a curated record.
CAAUACGGUGUCGUUUACUGAACCCCCUAAAGAUUUUCUUCUCUGCAGCUCUAGAUUUCCAUAUCAUUUUCAUGCAAAAGUUUUCCUCUCUCCUUCUCUCUCGUUUUCUAUCUAUAAAUAUGCACACCUACCGGCAUCUCUCUUUCAUCUCCGAUCACCACAACCACAACCACCGCCACCGCUUCUCCUUCUCCUUUCCUUCCUUUCUUUCUUUCUUGAUCAAGAAAGCAACCAAAAAGAAAGAAAAAAAGACAAAAAUGGCAGAGAAUUAUGCAUUUCCAGCUUAUUUCAUAGUCAUAUUAUUUAUAACCCGUUUAGUGUCUACAGUAGGAAAGGUAAAGCCCUUGACAACUUUGCUACCACCUAAACUCCUGACCCUUGAUUUUGCAGAACGAAUCCACACCGACCCUUCCUCCAUUAAAUCAGCCUCUAGCGAUUACGGUAACCUUGUUCAUAAAAAACCAGCAGCAGUUCUUUAUCCAUCUUCUGUACAAGACAUUGUUAGUCUAAUAAACUUUGCCUACAAUUAUUCUGCUCCUUUAACUGUAUCUGCCAGAGGCCGCAGCCACUCUAUCAAUGGACAGGCUAUGGCUCCUGAUGGGGUAGUAGUAGAUAUGAUGCAUUUAAGAAGUAUCAUAGAAAAGACUAAUGGGGGAGUUACAGUCUCGAAAGACCCUUUAUUGGGUUUUUAUGCAGAUGUUGGAGGUGAGCAACUAUGGAUUGAUGUGUUAAAUGCUACUAUUGAACAUGGUCUUGCACCAGUUUCAUGGACAGAUUAUCUGUAUCUCACCGUUGGAGGAACACUAUCGAAUGCUGGAAUUAGUGGACAAAGUUUUCGAUACGGUCCUCAGAUCAGCAACGUUUAUGAAAUGGAUGUUGUCACAGGAAGAGGGGAGCUUGUGACUUGCUCUGGGCACAGGAAUUCUGAUCUAUUUUAUGCUGUUCUUGGAGGCUUGGGACAGUUUGGGAUUAUAACCAGAGCUAGAAUAGCUUUAGAGCCAGCACCAAAGAAGGUUAAAUGGGUACGGAUGCUUUACAGUGAUUUCUCCGAAUUCACCAAAGACCAAGAAUGUUUAAUCUCAAUCAAUGGAAGGAAACAAAGCAAUGCACUGGAUUAUGUGGAAGGUUCACUUCUUAUGAACCAAGGUCCUCCAAAUAAUUGGAGAUCCUCCUUUUUCCCUUCUUCUGAUAUUCCCAGAAUAAUGUCCCUAGUAACCCAACAUGGCAUCAUCUACUGUCUAGAAGUAGCCAAGUAUUAUGAUGAUGCCACCCAACAUUCUAUGUCGAUGGAACUUCAACUAAUGUUCAAAGGGUUAAGCUUCGCCGACGGAUUUAUGUUUGAGAAAGAUGUGCCUUAUGUUGAUUUUUUAGAUAGAGUAAGAAGUGGAGAGAUAAAGCUUCAAUCACAAGGACUUUGGGACGUUCCUCAUCCAUGGCUAAAUCUAUUUUUGCCAAAAUCUAGUAUCUCUGACUUCAAUUCAGGUGUUUUCCGGGACAUUGUACUUAAACGAAAUGUUACUACAGGACCCGUCCUUGUUUACCCCAUGAACAGAAACAAAUGGGAUGAUCGUACUUCAGCAGUGAUACCAGAUGAGGAUGUUUUCUACACUGUAGGAUUCUUGCAUUCAAGUGGGUUUGAUGACUGGCAGACAUAUGAUGAUCAGAAUAAAGAUUUGUUAAACUACUGUGAUAAAGCUGGGAUUAAAGUUAAGCAGUAUUUUCCCCAUUACACAACUAAAGAAGAAUGGACCGACCAUUUUGGAUCCAAAUGGAGAACUUUCGUAGAGAGGAAAGCUAAAUUUGAUCCAAAAAGGAUGCUGUCGCCAGGCCAGAGAAUUUUCAAUUGACAUUCUAAUUACUGGCUUAGUCAGUUAGUUCUUGUAUUUCAUAAUUAUUAUUAUUAAUUUUUUUUUUUUUUGGGGGGGGGGGGGGAGGUAAUUAAUGUUAGCGAGAGGCUAGAGGAGCAAAUACAGAACUGUUACUAGAAGUUGGCAGGAAUUACCAUAGUACUGAAGGAAUCCCCAAAUUAGAAAGUUAUUUUGAAGCUAUUUCUCAAGGAUUCGCCUGUAAAUAUAAACAAGAUUUUAUUUUUCCAA